Molecule: messenger RNA, 1746 nt
Organism: Perkinsus marinus ATCC 50983
Lineage: Eukaryota; Perkinsozoa; Perkinsida; Perkinsidae
Exons: 14
Coding region: 1-1746 (581 amino acids)
Molecular function (GO): protein binding
Source: RefSeq, a predicted model, not a curated record
AUGGUGGAGGAACGAUGCCCAUUGCCAAGCUAUUGGUCGAGGAAAAUAGAUAAGGUCACUGGAAGAGUGUACUAUGCGCAUCUAAUUGACAAGAGGCCUUCAUGGGAACAUCCCUAUCACGACGUAUACAGUCGUCUCAUCGGCUUCUUCAGGGAGUCUCUAUGGCGACAACAGCAGCGGGACUUGGUUGGGAAAGCAUGCGCUGAGGAGUUGCAACGGUUCAAGGAAGAGAUUACUGCGUCCGGAGUCGACGACUGGGAGGCUACCAAGAGCAGAAAUGGGAGAGAGUACUAUUACAACGCUAAGACGGGAGAAACCACGUGGGAAAGCCCACAGGAAGCUGCGAGCUGUCGUCUCAAUGCAUACACCAAUGCAUUGGCUCUCAUAACCGACAAGCCGUACUGGGAAGCGCUACUCGCUAUGGAUGCUCCCGUUCAAAGUCCGGGACCAUCGCGUGGUUCUCAGAAGAAGAAACUCACGACAGCACUGUCUUCCUUCGCUGAGCGUUUGAAGGGCCGGUAUAAGGCAAGGAAGAGGCGCGGGGGAGCCGAUAAGGGAGAAGGGUAUCAAGCGCCAGUGAUGCCUUCGCCGGAUAAUUCCACCGCUACUCGAACUCCCGUUGAGACCACGGUAGCCCCUGCGGAAGAAUAUCGGAGUUUAGCGCGCCCGACAGCAGGCCCUCGGGAAGGGUUGUGUGGAGUGAAGGACGAUGGACAAGGAGUGGAGGAAACCAGGAAGGUCGCACAGAAACUGGAAGGGUUGAUGAAGCCCCAGUCUUGUGAGGGGGCAGAUGGGCUGACUGCCGAUAGCUCUGACGAAGAACUCAUCCGAGUGACCGCUCUAGUGACUGACCAUCUCUGUGAAGGAACGAGGAAUGAAUUGGUCGCCUCACUGGAGAGUGGUAUGGAAGCCCAGGAGACCAUCAAGACCGAUCUUGACGCUCGACUGAGCCAACAGGAAGCUAAGCAAAGCGAGAUGGAGUUCACUAUCUCAGCUCUGGUGAAGUCCAUGCAGGCCUACUAUGAGGCGCUGGGAGCUCUUAUGGUGUAUCAGAAUCAAAAGGAGGGUACUGGGGGGCAGUCAGUAGCGCCUAUAGAGGAGCUGCUCCGGUCGAACAAGGAAACCCUAGGGCGGUUAGUCGAUCGCUACGACGAUCAUAUAGUGGUGAAGCAGGGACGGGCCUCCAAUGCACAUCGAAAGGCUCGGCCCGUAUCUGCUGCUGUUACCCGUAGAAGGUCACCUCUUAUUGAGGUCCUCCCGGUGGCUCACGAAAGCCGACACUGCCUUGAUAAGUUCAUCGAUUAUCUCAAGCAUAGUUUCAGUACUCCUGAGGAAGCCUAUCAGUACUUCUCUGACGGUGCCAUUGGGUUCAGCAGGGAGAUGUUCGCUCUCCGACUGAAGACGUUGGACGAUGUCGGGCAUGUCAAUAGCAACAAGGAUAUUCUAUGGAGCGCGAUUUGCCGAGAGGCGGGUAUAGACCCAUCGGGGCUUAUGGACUCGGUACGAUGGGCGAGGGUUGUGCUGAAUAAGCCAACAAGGAGGACGCUACCAUAUCGAAGACUCGGCAGAGCUGUUAAAUACGUAGCGGCGUCGGUCCUCACUGAGGCAGCCCUCGAGUGCACUAGGGCGGUGGCACAGGAAGCCAUGGAGGGGUUGGAGAUGGCCAGUGUGUCACCUAACGAGAUGCCAAGCAAUCUAUGGUACGACGCAGUACCUAAAAGACUCGACCCCAGCGGAGGCAUGUAA